This is a messenger RNA of Papilio polytes (common Mormon), 6634 nucleotides long. RefSeq lists its product as uncharacterized. Bases 273 to 5312 code for a protein of 1679 amino acids. The record is from RefSeq and is a predicted model, not a curated record. Lineage: Eukaryota; Metazoa; Arthropoda; Insecta; Lepidoptera; Papilionidae. The transcript has 14 exons. Gene Ontology annotation, molecular function: protein binding.
UCCAAUAUGGCGGCAAACGGCGUAUGAACGGUGCAGAAUGUUUUGAUUUGAAUUGUCCCAUAAAAAACUCAAAAAACCAACGAAACCCGUAAAAAAAUACGCAAUGGCCGGCGCGAUUUAUAUGGUGCUGUUCUGAGUCCGCGACAUGUGUGAUAACGCGCUUGUUUUGUGUUAAUAACAGUAUUAAUUUGUGAAUUCGUGUGUUAAAAUAUGAGAUAAUAUUUACUUGAUGUUGUUAUUAGUGGUGUGUGAUAGUAGGUUACGCGCUAGAUAUGUCUGCCGAUGAUAAAGACACGAUAUACCCUACCACGAGUGAAGAAACAUCUGAUAUUGUGAAAAAUGUAAACAAUAAAAUUUCCGAUGAAAAAUGUGACAAAACGGCUAAACCUUCACGGAAAGUCUCAUUUCCGAAGGAAGAACAAUUAGUUACUAAAUACUUCGAGCCUUUCAACCCCUGGGAGGAUGUCCCGUCGACGACGAAGGCUCAACUGGCGGCGGAGUACCUCGAGGCUUGUCGAGGCCAUGCCACGCCGCCCAUAGACUCCGUACUGCAGCAGAUACGAGAGUUACCAGAGAAUUCUAUAGGCGGUGGCGCGCGGGCACCUCGGCUAACACUAGUAGAAUGCGCAUUACGCGGCUGUGCUCCAGUAGACGCGUUAGAAGCACUUCUUAGAAAGGUUCAGUUCAGAAGACUGGAACUAGACCAUGUGGAGAUUGAUGAUGAAGGAGCGGAAGCUUUAUUCGAUAUGAUAGAAUAUUAUGAGAGUGCGACAGUUGUGUGCGUGAUGGGACCCCGUGAGUACGGUAUUAGAGGAUGGCAGGCUACUUCUAGGAUGAUAAAGAAGAGCGCAGAGCUAACGGAACUGGAAGUAUCAGAUAGUGGUCUAGAAGCGUCACAUGCGACUGUACUCGCUCGUUCUCUAAGACCUGCAACUUGUCCGUUACGCUCUUUGUGUUUGCAACGGACUCAGCUGUCUGGAGAACCCUUGUUAUGUUUAGUGAUGGCUUUAAAGUCAAACAAUUCGGUACGCGAGCUCCGUCUCGGCGACAACCGUCUUAGUGCGCAGGACGCGGCGCAGCUCGCCUCGCUGCUCAGACUGAACACACGGAUACAGUUGUUGGAUCUCUCCAACAACCUCAUACAGGACGCGGGCGUGGCGCAGAUCGCGGACGCGCUCGUGAAGCAGUCCUCGUGCACGCCGCCGUCCGCCGUCACCUCGCCGCUCUCCCCGCUCUCGCCGCUCUCCCCGCACCACUGUCCUGUAAGCGGAUACGAGUCUCGAGGUCUAGCGUUCCUGGUGCUGUGGAACAACCAGCUGACGAGGAACUGCGCGGUGCACCUCGCGAGGAUCUUGCGAUCAUCAUCAUCCCUGUGCGUGUUAAACGUGGGUCGUAACGCGCUGGGCUGCGAGGCGGUGCGCGCGCUGGCGGAGGGCGGGUUGGGCGCGCUGCUCUCGCUGGGCCUGCAGGCGGCGCGCCUCGGCCCAGACGCCGCCAGGCCCCUCGCGGCGCUGCUCGCUGCUGGACACUUGCAGAGGCUGGAUUUGCGCGACAACAAGCUCGGCAGCAGCGGACUGCAGGUUAUUCUGAACGCUAUGAAGGAUAAUACUACAAUUACUCAAAUAGACCUCGAUGAUACACCGGAGAGUAGCGUGUCGAGGUGCGAGGAGGCUGCGCUGGCGAGCCGGAUGACGCGCGACAUCCGCGCCGCGUGCCGCCGCAACGCGCCCGCCACGCCGCGCCUGCAUCGCAAGAUCAGCCUCACAUGUCACACUGCCUGCUUCGUCAGGAGUGGUGGUGUGGAGGAGGAGCGGCGCGCGGGCGGGCGGCUGCGCUCCCCGGCGCCCUCGCCCGCGCCCUCGCCCGCCGGCAGCCCCGUGCCCGCAGCUAACUCCAGAUUCUCUGUGACGCGAGUGACACCGGACAGGGAUUCAUCAGACAGCUCCACCCCUUCAACCCCGACGCGGCCUUACUGUCCCACCCCGUCUAGGUUUAAAGUCGUGCAGGUCGUUGAACCGCCACAGAUUCAAAUACAUCCAGCUAAAUCUAAAGGGAUAUCAAGAUUCUCCGUCACAAGGAACUAUGAUUCCUCCUACAACCCCACCCCUUCUCCUAGCUCCACCCCCUCCCCCAGCCCGGAGCCCUCCACAGCCACCCCCAGCCCUGAACCCAGCAGACAGGAACCCCACACACUGAUGAAAACCAGCUCCGAACCAACGAUAUUCAAAAGAGAAACAGAUAUAAAAAGCAGAAAAAUCCCAGCGAAAUUCUCAAUGGAACCAUUAGUAGUAGGGAAAUUACCUCUUGUCAAUAAAACUGAUACAGAAUUAGCUAAAGAUGGAAAUCUAGAUAAUAAUAUGCCUGAAAUAGUGAAAAAUAAACUCCUGUUACCUGAUAAUUUAGUUAGUAAUAAAGAUGUUAGUGAAAUUGAAUUAAUAAAACCCACCAUUGAGCCGGUCGAGGCGGAUCUCAAAGAAACUUCAAAAACUGUCGCUUUUGAAGGAAAUUCGAAUAAACAUGAUGAGAAUGUGUUAGAUGACAGUAAAGAUAAUGAUGUGACUGAUAAAAUUAAUAGUGAUAGUAAAGUACAAUCGACCGCAGGUGAUAGUAAAAUAAGUGAUAAUUUAGGAGAUAGUGAUGAGAUAUAUCAUUGUGAGGAUAAAGAAGAUAAAGUGGAGAGAGUUAAAAAUAUAGAAGCAAGCGAUAUAGAUGUUAAAAUAACAGUUAGAAAUGAAAAUAAUAGUGUAAAUAUAAAUACAGCCAAAGUACAUUCUGACCAAAAUUCAAAGGACACAGAAGCAGAAAAAGGUGUUGCUAUAAAACAUUUAGAAGAAAUAACAGAAGAUUUAGGUAAUAUAAUACAAGAAAUGCAAGGUAUGACGAGAAAUGUCAAAGUUAAAAACGACAGCACACAGACGGAUAACAUAGAUAUAAUAUCAGUACCUUUAAACCGAGAUGUAGUGCUAAAGAAGAAUAAAAGCGAAUCAAGUCUAGAUAGUCCUGAUCUAGAAGUUUCUAGACUUAUGAAUAAACGUGUAACUGGCAGUGCUUUUUGUGAUAGCAGCUCGUCGUUAGAGAUAUCGGGUAGUUCGAUGGAGAGUUUAAAUGCGAUGGAUAAUACGCAAACAAAACCAGUAAUACAUGAAAAUGUGGAAACUGAUAAAGAAUUAGACAGAAGAAGAGAUGGAAAUCUAUCUACUGAAAGCAGUGUAGACUCAAGUGAUACAACACCAGUAAAUAGUGGAUUUUUAAAUAUAUCCAUCAGUUCAAAUGAGAGUGUUUCACCCAUAAUUUUCGGUGGUAAAAAGAUUCACGGGUCUCUAUCUAGCUUAGAAGCUAGCAUGAGUUCUUUGGAAUCAGCUAAACAAGAACGAAUUAUGGUCACUUCAGCAGAUUCCGGGAUAGAAUAUUCUUUACAAAAUCCAUCAGAGAGCAAAGAGGAUGCAUCAUCUAAUGAAGGGACUCUAACGCAUAAUUCCAGUUUAAAGGAAAGUGUUAGGAAACCGGAAAUAUUCCAAGUACAUGAGACUUUAACAACACCGAAACGAACUUCUAGCUUAUUGGAUGUUCCAGCAUUGAAGAGUAAAGGCCUAGACCGUAUGAGGAAGAUAUCCUGGGUUGCACCAUCUUCUAGUUUCCAUAUACCAAGACCUGAACCGGAGAAGAUAGAGAUAAAACUACCUUCACAUCUAGAAAAGCUGCUAAGCCUCUUCCAGCAUCCAAGCAGUCUUUUCUCGAGAAGUAGUUCUCAUAGUGAUGAUGAGAAGAAAUCAACAUCAAGCACACCACCAAGGAAAGAUUCUUCUUUAACCAGUUCUUUCUGGUCCUGGGGCAGUGCAACUGAAAAAACAGAAAGAGACGAUAAUGAUAGUCUCUCAGAAGCAACAGAUUCCACUCUAUCAGAGAGAAUUCAAGUUUCCUUUGUCGAUGAAUCAUUUUCAAAGAAACUCGAUAGUAAGACACCUUCAACGGAAACAGAUAACACACUAAGUGAAUUCCAAACGAUACAAGUUGAAAGUAAUGUUGAAGUUACCGAUAUAACCACCGAUGAAAAUUUAGUACAAACAAAUUUAGAUUUAAGCGUAAAUACAAACGGCAAUAAGCCUGUUAGUGAUAAUACAGAUCUCAUAGCAAACGAACGAAAUAACGAUACGAUAACUGAAGUUAAACAUGAACAAACAAAAACAGACAAGUUUACAAAGGAUUUAAACGUCAAAUUGGACGAUAAACAAGAAAUAAUACGACCAAGAUCAUUUGCAGCAGUUUUAAAAUCAUCAGGCACAGAGAAUUCGAUAGAGAAACCAACGACACCAGAAUCAGGACCAUCUGUUGAUAAAUUACCAAGCAAAAUAAUAAGAGGCAUCAAAGAGAAUAUCAGUCCAGAAAAUACUUUAACAUCGAGUAUGACGAAUACUAAAGCGUUAGCAAUCGAAUUGACAGACAAACAGAAAAAAACAUAUACAAAAGAAUUUGAUGAAAUUAAAGCACCAAUAGCGACUGUAGAAGAUUUAUGUGACACAGAUAUACAUUUAGCAUACAUAGAUGACGAAAGAAUAGAUAAUAAAGAAAUAACAGAAAUAAACACAAAAACAGAUUCAGAUGUUGAUGUAGGUAGAGACGCACUAUCUUAUUUAAUAUAUGAAAAUCAAGAUUUCAAAAAAGAAAAAGAUACAAAACCAAAUUCAACAGAAAUCGAUGAUAAAAUAUUAAUCGAUUUAUCGCCAGAAUUGGUUAUCGAUGAAGCUAUAGAAGCGCCUGUUUUUAUAAAAGAAGCAAUAACAUCACCUAUACCAGAAAGAGCUAAAAUUAAAAAAUCAAAUUCAUUAGAAGAUUUAUCAAGGAAAUUAGCACAGAUAGAGAAAGAAAUACCUAAAACGAAAACAAUAGCUUUCAAAGUACCAGAUACUAAACCUCGAGAUAUACCAGGAAGGAGACUGAAAUUCAGGACUGGUACAAGUCCUAAAUCAUUACCGGAAAGUUUGAACAAACCCUGUCCCUUAACUAAAAUGGAUACGGGAAUUAAAAAGAAGAAGAAAACCUCAUUAGGGAAAAUGGCACGAGAUUCUCUUUUAGCGUUAAAUUUGACGGAAGAAGAGACAUCAGAAUUCAGAAGUUAUAAAUUAACUUCUGUUGAAAGUCUGAAAUCCUUAGAGUCGGUUUCCGAAGACGCUAAUUCACAAUCUGGUACAUCAGUCGACUCAAGAUGUAGAUCUUGUUUGAGAAUAUCACAAGAAAGUUUAAUUUCUCUAGAUUCGAUAAAUGAAGAUUGUCGUUGUUAUGAAAAUGAGAAAAAAGGGCAAUCGAAUAGAUAAAAGGAAUUUAAAAAAUCUUAUGGGAGAUAAUUUAAAUGCGAUUUUUAUCGCUUUAUGACUUAUCGUGUUAUGCGAUUUAAGUCUAUUUAUCCGUAAACGGGUAUUAUAAAUGUAAAUUAUAUAAAAAUUCGAACGUUUUCACGUAGUUUGAGUGUUUUUGUUAUAUCUAUGGAAUUUUGAAUUAUUUAUGGCAUAGUGAAAGCUGUUUUUUUAUUGAAUUUAAAGAUAUAAGUAUUUCUGUCUUUACAAUUUAAGGCUUUUGACGUGCUAGUGGAGUAUUCGAGUACGAUAACAAAAACGGCCCCUAUGUAAAAUGUCGUAAGUCACAAUUUGCGAUUUAUAAAUCGUAACUUGUAUUAGUAAUAAAUUCUCUGUAAAAAAAAAUAACGUUACAAAUAAUAAACUUCGGUAUUAUUGUAUAUUCAUAUUUAAUAAUUUAUAUAAAUGCGAAAGUAAAUGUAUGUUUGUUAUUGUAUAUCUUUAAAACGGGUCAAUAUCGAUGUAGAACAUAGUCUACAUGCUUUUUUAUUCCGCGCAAAGUCGCGGGCGACAGCUAUUACUUAAUAUAUCGUUAUAUUUAAAUAUCUUGCAAAAUUGACAUUUCAAACUUACGAUAGUUUACAUAGGAGUACGUCUUUGUACAUGUUAUUGUGGGCGUAUUGUAGAUAAAAGCGAGAGUGUUUCCUAUAUAAAUGUGAAAUUUAUAUAAAAUAGAGGUAAAUAAGGUCUAAAGAGAUUUUUUUAUGUAUUCUUUAAAGUUAUUAUAUAUUUAAUGGCAGAAAUAAUCGAAAUAUUCCUUUUAAAAGUUUUAAUUUUGUCAUAUUUGGGGGCCAAUAAUUUUAUACGUAUUUCAAAUGUAUCACUUUUAAAAAAUACGUGAUACUAAUGUUUUUUUCCUAAUAGAAUUAAAGUAUUCGGUCGUGUGUAUUUUAAAAUAAAUGGUAUUUGAAAAAUCGUUUAGAAUUUUCGUUUAUUUCUAGCCAUUAAAUAUAUCAAAUUUUAAAUAAAUCAGGCCCCAUUUUUAUUAGAUUUUCGAAAAUAAUUAAUUUAAUAUAUAGAAAAUAUAGACAGUUUAAUUUUUUUGUCUAUUUUUACAUAUAGUGUGACGAAUUUAUUUGACCCGGUGAAAUUGGAGUUCCGUAAGAAAAUAUAAAAACAUUAUAUGCUUGAAAAUGACGGAUAUCGUACGACAAUGAAAUAUUGUUUAGUGACAUUCCGAGUCAAAUAAAUCAUUUUGUUAUACGUCAAAUAUCGCACUAUUAUAUGAAAAAAAUACGCAUAUAUGUCUAAAUAAGAUAGUUUGAUAAAUGACGCAUAUGAAG